AUGAAGUCCGCCAUUUUUACGUCAGCCGUCCUCGCGGCGGCCGCUGUCGCUCAGCCUCACGGCCACGGCCAUGGAGGCCGCAAGCACCAGCAUGACGCUCGCGCUCACGUCGUCGAAUGGGUGACACUGACGGUCACGGAGUACAUGGAAUCUACCACGACCCGCUUCAUCAUGCCCGGCGAAAAGGCCGACCCUACACCGGCGCCUGAUGCCAAACCACAGCCUCCUCCUGCGGCACCCCCCGUCGCAAUUCCUGAGGCCCCCAAGCAGGAGCCCGUCCAGGAAGCCGCGAAAAAUCCCGAAGCACCGCCCCAGCCGUCAGUCUCGCCCACUCCGCCACCCAAACAGCCUGAUACCCCUGCGCCCGCGGCCAAGCCUGUCUAUAAACCUCCCCCUCCGGUGCAGGCUCCCGCUCCUGCUCCUGCUCCUGCUCCCGCUCCUGCUCCCGCUCCGGCCGCGGAGAACAAGAGUGCCGCUCCCAGCACGGGCGGCGCAGGUUCUUACUCCGGCCCUCUCACAUACUACGCCGUUGGCCUGGGCGCUUGUGGUUACACCGACACCGACACCGAGAACAUCAUCGCCCUCUCCGUCCCCAUGUACGGCUCGGGUGGUCGUUGCAACAGCAAAAUCACCAUCACGGCCAACGGCAAGAGCGUUCAGGCUGUCGUCCGGGACAAGUGCAUGGGCUGCGAGCCGACACACAUCGAUGCCAGCCAGAAUGUCUGGAAGGAGCUCGGCCUCAGUCUGGACAUUGGCAAAACCACCGUCAGCUGGUCGUUCAACUAA
Messenger RNA from Drechmeria coniospora, 786 nucleotides. RefSeq lists its product as uncharacterized. The record is from RefSeq and is a predicted model, not a curated record. Lineage: Eukaryota; Fungi; Ascomycota; Sordariomycetes; Hypocreales; Ophiocordycipitaceae. Bases 1 to 786 code for a protein of 261 amino acids. The transcript has a single exon.